Molecule: messenger RNA, 1716 nt
Organism: Protobothrops mucrosquamatus (brown spotted pit viper)
Lineage: Eukaryota; Metazoa; Chordata; Lepidosauria; Squamata; Viperidae
Gene: MLXIPL
Product: MLX interacting protein like
Exons: 13
Coding region: 1-1716 (571 amino acids)
Biological process (GO): regulation of transcription by RNA polymerase II
Cellular component (GO): nucleus
Molecular function (GO): RNA polymerase II cis-regulatory region sequence-specific DNA binding; protein dimerization activity; DNA-binding transcription factor activity, RNA polymerase II-specific
Source: RefSeq, a predicted model, not a curated record
AUGGCUGUCAUUCAUCCUGGACGAUCUGGGCCUUAUAUGGAACUGCAGAUGGGGUCAAGGCCUGACUCGGAUUUUGAUUCAGAUUCUGACAACCCAGUCUUCAACAGCACCAAACCUGGUUCUGGUUAUCCUGCCUGCUCCCAAGUGAUCCACAGUGGUCACUUCAUGGUGUCAUGUCCACACAGGGACUUGGUGCCCCGUCGGCGCCAUCAUCAGGCGGAGCCAGAAGUCCCUGAUCCUCCAAGCAUUGAUCCCACUCUCACCCGCCUGUUUGAGUGCAUGAGCCUGGCUUACAGUGGGAAGCUGGUAUCCCCCAAGUGGAAGAAUUUUAAAGGAUUACAAUUGCUUUGUCGGGACAAGAUCCGCCUCAACAAUGCCAUUUGGAGAGCUUGGUACAUCCAGUAUGUGGAACGCAGGAAGACCUCUGUUUGUGGAUUUGUUACUCCUCUAGAUGGGUCUGAAGCAGAUGAGCAUCGAAAGCCAGAAGCAGUUGUGUUGGAGGGGAACUACUGGAAGCGACGGAUUGAGGUGGUAAUGAAGGAGUAUCACAAGUGGCGGACCUACUACAAGAAAAGACUCCACAGGUUUAGCCGGGAAGGGGAAGUUCCCAGCCCAAAACCGGAAGAUGUACCUUGGCAAUCGACAGAGAAUUGGUGUAACCAGCUCUUCUCCAAUGUGGUGCCAAUGCUGCUGCGGGAUAAGGAGGAGGAAGAGGAGGAGGGAAGGCAACUCUUUGAUAUGGACAGUUUCCUCUCAGACAUCUCGGACACCCUGUUCACCAUGACUCAGGGCAACUGUCCCCCUCAAUCAUCAUCAGAAGAAGCUUACGUUGGCAACGCUGACAUGAUCCAACCAGACCUGGCCCCGCUACAGCCAAAUCUUGAUGAUUUCAUGGAGAUAUCUGAUUUCUUCUCCAGCCCUCGGCCAGUGCCUGCACAACCCCCUCUGAGCUACACAGAUCAGCCUUGCUUUGUGCCAAUACCAGACACCCUUUUUGAUAGUGGUGGUAGCAACCUUCUUCCCAGCCCGUCCAAUGCCUUGCUUCCCACAGGCUCUGCCAGUUCUCCUGUCUUGAGCAGCCCUCGUCUUCAGACUGAGAGCCGCAGAAUCAUCCACAUUUCUGCUGAACAGAAACGCCGUUUUAACAUCAAACUGGGAUUUGAUACAUUACAUGGCCUAGUGAGCACUCUGAGUGCCCAGCCUAGCCUCAAGAUCAGCAAAGCCACAACCCUGCAGAAAACAGCAGAAUAUAUUUCCAAGCUGCAGCAGGAACGGGCUACCCUGCAGGAAGAAGCCCAGCGCCUGCGGGAUCAAAUUGAGGAGCUGAACGUUUCCAUCAACCUCUGCCAGCAGCAGCUGCCUGACACAGGGGUGCCCAUCACCCGCCAGCGCUUUGACCAGAUGCGACAUAUGUUUGAUGAGUAUGUCCGUUCGUGCACCUUACAGAAUUGGAAGUUCUGGGUUUUCAGCAUCAUCAUGCGGCCUCUCUUUGAAUCCUUCAAUGGGAUGGUAUCCACCACCAGCCUAGAAAGCCUUAGUCAGACAUCUUUGGCCUGGCUGGAUCAAUACUGUUCACUUCCGGCACUACGACCCACUGUACUGAGCUCCCUUCGCCAACUGAGUGUUUCUACUUCAAUCCUGACCAACCCAUCUGGCAUCCCGGAACAGGCUACCCAAGCAGUGACAGGAACAAGUACCAUUGAUGGCUCUUCCUAG